AUGAAGGUGAUGCCGCGGAUUCAGUGCCUUAUCGUCGUAACGCAAGAGCAAACGAGCGCAUUUACGAAUUUUGGCUACAUCAAGUACCUGUAUCAAAUGGUCGAGCCAAUUCGGUCAAAGUAUCCGAACAAGUUUAAAAUCUACACGACGAAGGCAGACCGGAAACUUCUAAUCCACACAAAGCUAGUGAUCAUCGACGAUGUCUACUUAUCCAUCGGUUCGGCCAACUGGAACCGACGUAGUAUGACGGCAGACCCCGAGCUUAACGCAGAGGUUGUGGAUGGUGAUACCGUAAAGGCACCUGAGGGGGUAACUGUGGGCAAAUUGCCUCGCGAUUUUCGCAUCCGAAAGUUCGUGGAGAUGACGGGAUUGAGCUAUGAAAAGUUGGACGCCAUGACGUUCGUCGAAGCUGCAGAUCAACUCGCCAUUGCUGCUACAAAGGCUUCCACAAUAUUGGCAGUCAACAAUGUAAAACACCGCUGGUAUUUCUUCACUAUUACGGAAUCCAUGCGAAAGAUAUCAGAUCCGCAAUUCAAUUGCAACGGCAACGCUAGCUGA
Molecule: messenger RNA, 558 nt
Organism: Phytophthora nicotianae INRA-310
Lineage: Eukaryota; Oomycota; Peronosporomycetes; Peronosporales; Peronosporaceae
Exons: 1
Coding region: 1-558 (185 amino acids)
Molecular function (GO): catalytic activity
Source: RefSeq, a predicted model, not a curated record